This is a messenger RNA of Dipodomys ordii (Ord's kangaroo rat), 351 nucleotides long. RefSeq names its product urotensin 2B (gene Uts2b). The transcript is spliced from 5 exons. Gene Ontology annotation, molecular function: hormone activity. The record is from RefSeq and is a predicted model, not a curated record. Gene Ontology annotation, cellular component: extracellular region. The coding region runs from base 1 to 351 and encodes 116 amino acids. Gene Ontology annotation, biological process: regulation of blood pressure; blood vessel diameter maintenance. NCBI's taxonomy places the organism in Eukaryota, Metazoa, Chordata, Mammalia, Rodentia, Heteromyidae.
AUGAAGCUCUCAACUCCUCUUUGCUUUGGACUCCUGACAUUUGUAUCUGGGAUGAUCGUUCUAGAAUCAGUGCAUGGACGGCCAUAUCUCACCCAAGGAAGUAAAUUAUUUCCAGAUAAAGAAGAUUCAAAUCUUGAAGAAGUAUUGCUGGCUCUACUGAAGAAAAAUUUUGAUUUCCAGAAUCCUGCCAACAUUGAUGUUGGACUGGCUCACAAACUGGAAGAACUAAAUCAGUUAGAAAAACGAGACCAUUUUAUGGAGGCCAAGGAUGCUGAGAUGUCCUAUGCUAUGGAUGGGCUAGCCUCAUCCCAUCCAAACAAACGAGCUUGCUUUUGGAAAUACUGUGUUUAA